Messenger RNA from Solanum stenotomum, 940 nucleotides. RefSeq lists its product as uncharacterized. Lineage: Eukaryota; Viridiplantae; Streptophyta; Magnoliopsida; Solanales; Solanaceae. The transcript has 3 exons. The coding region runs from base 255 to 821 and encodes 188 amino acids. The record is from RefSeq and is a predicted model, not a curated record.
UUCGGUCUACUGCUAGUUCUGUUUGGGAGGAUCUUAGAGAGCGAUUUAAUAAAAUCAAUUUAUUGCAAGUCUAUCACCUACACAAGGAGAUUGCAACACUAGUGCAGGGUACUUUGCCUGUUUCUGUCUACUAUUCUAGGUUAAAGGAUCUUUGGGAUGAAUAUGACUCGAUUGUACCUCCGCCUUCGUGUGACUGUGCGAAAUCGAAAGAGUAUAGUGAAAAUCUUCAAAAACAUAGGCUAUUACAAUUUCUCAUGGGCUUGAAUGAUGGAUAUAGCAAUGCUCGUGGUCAAAUAUUGAUGAAAACAACACCUCCUAGCAUGAAUCUAGCUUAUGCCCUUAUUGUACAAGAUGAAAAUCAAAAAUCAUCAUCAGUGGGGCAUUUUUCAUCUGGUGAGGGUAUGGAUCCCACAGCCUUAUUCACAGCACGAGGUGCACCGACUAGAAAAUUUGGUGACUUGUAUUGUGACUACUAUCAUAUGCGAGGACAUACUAGGGAGCAAUGUUUCAAAUUGAAGUUUUGUGAUCAUUGCAAAUCCAGAGGUCAUCUCAGAGAGACUUGCUACCAACUGAUUGGAUACCCAGCAGAUUUCAAAGGCAAAAAGAAGGCUAAUGUGGUAACAAGGAAUGGACAUUCAGGAGAACCUCCUCAAAGACAACUUUCUUAUGGACAUGGCAAGCAGUCUGAACAAAGUCAACUGAUCCAAGGUAACACAGGGUCGGUACAGUUGCCAACUGGAGAGACAACUAAGGUGUCUCCAAUUGGAACCUGUCAGCUAGAUGGAGGACCUGCUCACUGUGAAUGUGAGGGCGAUUGGUAAAGAGGACGAUGGACUGUACAUUUUACAAGGAAGGAAAGGACAACAUGAUACAAUUCUCAUAAAGUCUUUGGCAGUACAAGGAUCAGUAGAUGCAGUGACUUGGCAUAGAAGAUUAGGGC